Molecule: messenger RNA, 1293 nt
Organism: Tympanuchus pallidicinctus (lesser prairie-chicken)
Lineage: Eukaryota; Metazoa; Chordata; Aves; Galliformes; Phasianidae
Product: death domain-containing membrane protein NRADD-like
Biological process (GO): Rho protein signal transduction
Cellular component (GO): plasma membrane; cell surface
Molecular function (GO): nerve growth factor binding; coreceptor activity; death receptor activity
Source: RefSeq, a predicted model, not a curated record
AUGGGCGUGGCGUCCUUUGGCCCCGCCCACACACAUCAGCCAAUGGCGUGGCGCCGCGCCCCUCCCUGCGGGGCAGCGCCGAGCCGAGCCGGGCCGAGCGGAGCGGAGACGAGAGCGGGCGGAACCGAGCGGAACCGAGCGGAGCCGAACCGCGCCGAGCCGAGCAGAGCCGAGCCGGACCGAACCGAGCUGAGCAGCGCCCUGGGGCCCGGCCCCGCCAUGCGGUGGGGCUGCGCGGCGCUGCGCCUAUCGCGGGCGCUGUGCCUGCUGCUGUCCGCGCCGCUCUGCCCGCAGGUGUCGGCCCGCAGCCCGCCGUGCCCCAGCGGUGCCUGCACUCAGUCUGGCGAGUGCUGCUCCUCCUGCCCUCCAGGCUUCGGGGCGGCCGUGCCCUGCGGCCUCACCGACACCCAGUGUGAGCCCUGCGCCCAGAAGAAGGACCCGCAUAUCCCAAAACGGGCCGAAGGAAACCUCCCCAAGGAGAACAGCACAGGCCCCACCGCCUCAGCCACCUCCGCCUCCACCUUCGUCCCUCCCCUCCCUGAGGACGUGGGGCAGAACAUCAUCCCCGUGUACUGCUCCCUCCUGGCUGCUGUGGUGGUGGGUCUCCUCGCCUACGUGGCCUUCAAGUGCUGGCACACGUGCAGGCAGAAGCAGCAGCUGGCCAAGGCACGAGCAGCCGAGCUGGGGACGGCGGCCGAGGGCGAGAAGCUGCACAGUGACAGCGGGGUGUUCCUGGAUACACACAGCCUGCAGGAGCCACACCAGAUCGGCAAGGCGCCCCGUCUGGAAGCUCGAGCCUACAGCUCAAUCCCACAGCAGCGACGGGAGGAGGUGGAACGGCUGCUGGAGAGCGGUGGUCCCAGCGGGGACUGGCGUGGGCUGGCCGCCCGCCUGGGCUACGGGGAUGAGGCCAUCGGCACCUUCGCCCGCGGCCAGGCGCCCGCCCGCACCCUGCUCGCCACUUGGGCAGCCACAGAAGGGGCCACCGUGGAAGCCCUGUGCCUGGCUUUGGCUGCUAUGGGACGGCAGGACGUGGCCGAGUGCCUGGCGGGGCCGGGAGAUGCCAGCUCAAUGGUGUGAGCCCAGCCGGGGGGCUCCUGGUGCCUCCGCGGGGUGAGGAGGAGGAGGAGGAUGGGAGGCGGGGAUGCGCGGCCCCGUUGGGUGGGUGAGGCUUUGGCCACCAGCAGCUUUAUCCUGCCGUAUUACUCUCGGGUUGUUUUUUUUUUUAAGUCGUUUUUGUACUUCAGGGGGGUUGGGGGAAAUGUCCUUUUUUGUAUUUUUGGGGUCCCAGCG